CCGCGCGCGGAUGUUUUUCAUUUACCGGAAACACGUUUCUGCUGUCAAGUUCUCAUCCUCCUGCAUCAUUAACAUCAUAAUUCAUAAACCGUGUGUGUUUGAUCACUGAAACACUGACACCGAACACACCAUCUUAACCGAUAACGGAACCCGCUGUUAUUGUCAUCGCGUCAGUUCGGAGCGUCGCGAUGUUGCUGUCGUCGGUCCCAGCGCGCGUCCUGAUGCGAAGGUCGCGGAGCCUGUCUCCGUGUCGCGCGCUUCAGACCGGUCACGGGGAGGCCUCCCGGUUCCGUAACCUGUGUGAGCUCGAACCGAACCGGAGCCCGGUGCUCAGCGGCGCGCGAGCGUCCAGGAAGAGCGUUUUGAGCGAGGAUUCGCACAUGCAGUACCAUCAGCUGGCCAGCAGGUGGCGCGCGAGCCUGGAGGGCCGCCGGAGCAGCUGGGCGAGUCUGACCGCCUCGGGGCGCUCCAGAGGCGGACACCAGAGCGACUCCCACACCGCGGCUUCUGCUUCUGUAGGCCUCAUCUCAGCCGCGGCGCUCGCCUUCUGCCUGAAGAGAGACACCGAGGAUAAAGCGUCAGCUCUUCUCGACGCCUGCAGAUCCAGCAACACUGAUGAGCUCAGCAGGUUGUUGUCGGAGGGAACCGAUCCUAACACUCGACACCGUUUGGGUUGGACGGCUCUCAUGGUGGCGGCCAUGAACAGACAACACAAUGUUGUGAAGGUCCUGUUGGAGGCGGGUGCCGAUCCGAACCUGGGCGAUGACUUCAACAGUGUGUACGAGACGGCUCGAGAGAAGGGCGUUCACUCAUUAGAGGUGCUGGUGAGCAGAGAGGACGAGUUCAGUAGUCGUCUGAGCAGUCGCGCUUCCUUCCGGGGAUGUUCGGCUCUGCAUUACGCCGCUCUGGCCGAUGACCUGCGGACCGUACGGAUUCUGCUGGACGCAGGUGCCAACCCCACUCUGAAGAACGAGCUGGGACACACACCGCUGACCUACGCCAAAGAGGGAGAGAUGCUCACGCUGCUCAAGGAGUCGCAGAACACGUUUGCAGAGGCUCAGAGGAAGCGUGAGGCCGAGGAGAGGAGGAGGUUUCCUCUGGAGCGAAGACUGAAGGAGCACAUCAUUGGGCAGGAGGGAGCCAUCAAUACUGUGGCAUCAGCCAUUAGGAGGAAGGAGAACGGCUGGUACGAUGAAGAACAUCCACUCGUCUUCCUCUUCCUCGGCUCGUCUGGAAUCGGUAAAACCGAGCUGGCCAAGCAAGUGGCGCGAUACAUGCAUAAAGACAUUAAGAAGGGUUUCAUUCGCAUGGACAUGUCUGAGUUUCAAGAGAAACAUGAGGUGGCGAAGUUCAUUGGUUCUCCUCCAGGGUACGUGGGUCAUGAAGAAGGUGGUCAGCUGACCAAACAGCUCAAACAGUGUCCGAACGCUGUGGUUCUGUUCGACGAGGUGGAUAAAGCUCAUCCAGACGUGCUGACCAUCAUGUUACAGCUCUUUGACGAGGGUCGAUUGACUGAUGGGAAGGGGAAGACGAUCGAGUGUAAAGAUGCCAUCUUCAUCAUGACGUCCAAUGUGGCCAGUGAUGAAAUUGCCCAUCAUGCAUUGCAGCUGAGACAGGAAGCUCAGGAGCAAAGCCGCAGACGCCUCGCUGAAAAUCUGGAAGAUGUUCAGAAGAGCGAGAAGAUCACCAUCUCCAACACCUUCAAGGAGCAGGUGAUCCGGCCCAUCCUGAAGGGUCACUUCAGGCGUGACGAGUUUCUGGGGAGGAUCAACGAGAUCGUUUACUUUCUGCCGUUUUGUCACUCUGAGCGAAUCCAGCUCGUCAGCAGAGAGCUCAACUACUGGGCCAAGAAGGCCAAGCAGAGGCACAACAUCACGCUGCUGUGGGAGCGUCCCGUGCUGGAGCUGCUGGCGGGGGGGUAUAACCUGCACUACGGCGCUCGAUCCAUCAAACACGAGGUGGAGCGGCGGCUGGUGAAUCAGUUGGCCGCUGCGUUCGAGCAGGAGCUUCUGCCGAAGGGAUGUACACUGCGACUCUCAGUGGAAGUGGAAGGAGGACAGGAAGUGAAGGAGGAAGUGAAGGGUGGAGGACAGGAAGUGAAGGGCGGAGGACAGGAAGUGAAGGGCGGAGGACAGGAAGUGAAGGUUCUGCGUCUGGAGCUGGUGGGAGACGACAGCACCGCCCGAACACUGAACAUCCGCUCGCCACUGAACCCCGACGACGUGAACUACACCCCCCGACACCACUGAAACACAUGCUCGAGUCCGGUUAUCUCAGGAUAUUAUUGAAGCUCGUGUCUCUGCUAUGGGAUGAAGAAGCUAAUUUUGACUUUUUAUCUCACAAUUCAGAGUUAUAAAGUCUGAACUGCAAGAUAUAUAUAUAUAUAUAUACACACACGAGUCUGAAUUGUGAGUAUAAAAGUCAUAAUUACAUUUAUUUAUUUUUUUCUAAAGCAGAAACAAGCUUCCAUAGGAUGGGCAUUUAAUCACAGAGUCAUUUACAUGUUUAACUGCAAAUCUUUUUUUUAUUAUUAUUAUUGCGCACAAACAUUAAAUAAAACUAAAUAAAAUAA
This is a messenger RNA of Rhinichthys klamathensis goyatoka, 2572 nucleotides long. RefSeq names its product ClpB family mitochondrial disaggregase (gene clpb). Lineage: Eukaryota; Metazoa; Chordata; Actinopteri; Cypriniformes; Leuciscidae. The coding region runs from base 189 to 2249 and encodes 686 amino acids. The record is from RefSeq and is a predicted model, not a curated record. The transcript is spliced from 17 exons. Gene Ontology annotation, biological process: cellular response to heat. Gene Ontology annotation, molecular function: ATP binding; protein binding; ATP hydrolysis activity. Gene Ontology annotation, cellular component: cytoplasm; mitochondrion.